ACAAUUUGCUGCAAUUAGAUAUGAAGAUCGUAGCAUUGUUCCUUAUCGCAUUCGUCGUAGUCUCGGCAUCAUUCCUUCCUACGGCAACUGCUACCGCAGCGAGCGGUAGUACUUCCAAGAGGAGUGGAGAAUCAUGUACUAUAACUCAUCAAAAACUGAAUGCGCUUCAUCUUUGCUUUGACGGUAUGUCUCGUGGAAUGAAGCUGCCGAACUCAUGUUGUGAGUCAAUGAAAGAGCAAGAAGCAUGCCUGUGUGAUGUAAUUCAAAAGCGUGUUACCUUGAGUAAAAGUAUCAUUAGCUCUCAUCUCAAGUCUUGUGGUGUUCCUGAACCCAAUUGUUGAAUGUAAACAACAAUGUGAGAUGCCAACACCAAACCCAUUCGUACGGAAGAUACGUACGUUGAGUCGUCGUGUGUCUUUGACUCUCUUGCUUAUUUUCAGUGAUUUAUACAAUAAGAAGUAAUAACCAAUAUAUAAUGGAGAAGUGGUGUUUACUUGUUAGGAACAUUUUCUCCGCCUUUCUCAUUUCCCUUGCUUGUAAGAAUCAAUGAUUCCAUAUACAUAUAGUAUUUAAAAUCUAAAACACAUAAACUAAAGAUAAAACAG
Capsella rubella is the source of this 605-nucleotide messenger RNA. Its product is annotated as non-specific lipid-transfer protein 2. The record is from RefSeq and is a predicted model, not a curated record. Bases 21 to 341 code for a protein of 106 amino acids. Lineage: Eukaryota; Viridiplantae; Streptophyta; Magnoliopsida; Brassicales; Brassicaceae. The transcript has a single exon.